AUGGUUAUUACUGGUAGUGAUAUUGAAGGAAUUGAUAAUCUCAAAAUAUAUCUCAUUUCUUAUUUUCAGAUGAAAGACCUUGGUUCCUUUAGUUAUUUUCUGGGCAUUGAAGUAGGCAAAUCCAACAAUGGAUACUUUGUAUCUCAGGUUAAGUACGCAUCUGAAAUUAUUCAACGUGCUGGCAUCAGUGAUACUAAUAUUGUGGAUACUCCUCUUGAAGUCAAUAUGAGACAUAGUCCAACAUAUGGAACUCUAUCCAAUCCAACAUUUUAUCGGAAACUGGUAGGAAGUCUCAACUACUUGACUAUUACUAGGCAUGAUAUUAGUCAUGCGGUACGUAGCCUUCAGUUUUCAUCUAAGUAUGAUCUCACCCUAAAAGCUUAUUCAGAUUCGGACUGGGCAGGAGAUGUCACUAAUCGACAAUCAAUUACAGGAUAUUUUGUGUUUUUGGGAGAUUCUCUUAUAUCUUGGAGAAGUAAGAAACAAACUAUCGUUUCUCGUUCUAGUGCUGAAGCAGAAUAUCGAGUUCUUGCUCAUACCACUUCAGAAAUCAUAUGGUUACUGUGGCUUCUUAGUGACAUGGGAAUUCAUCUUCAUAACCAUACACCUAUGUUUUGUGAUAACAAGGCUUCUAUACAGAUCACUGACAAUGAUGUUUUUCACGAAAGAACUUAG
Molecule: messenger RNA, 675 nt
Organism: Papaver somniferum (opium poppy)
Lineage: Eukaryota; Viridiplantae; Streptophyta; Magnoliopsida; Ranunculales; Papaveraceae
Exons: 2
Coding region: 1-675 (224 amino acids)
Source: RefSeq, a predicted model, not a curated record